AUGGACGAACCGCAGACUUCCCUCGAAGCAGAGAAGGCUUUCAGUAUCCUGCCAAUGUCAGGUGUGCUGCAGCCAGGUGAGAGCCAGCAGGUCUCCUUCACCUUCUCUGGCCACCUCAACACCAUCUCUGAUGUCACGGCGCUGUGCCACGUGGAGGGAGGCCCCACCUACGAGGUGCUGGUGACCGGGGAGAUCUCACGUGUCCGCUACUCCGUGAGGCCCCAGGAGAUCAACUGUGGCUUACAGAUAUUUAAUGAAAUUCAUCACAGCGAUGUCACCCUGGUGAACAGUGGCAAGAUUGAAUUCAACUGGGUGCUAAAGCCUAGCCCUGCAGACAAGCAUCUGCCUGGUGUGUUUCUGGUCAACCCCACCACUGGUUCCCUUGCACCUGGCAAGAAGCGAGUGCUGAAAUUCUCUUACAUGCCAGGAUUACCAGGAGCCUUCAGCAGGACUUAUCAGCUUAAAGUGGGUGACCAGCAACCAGAAAAUAUCUGCCUGAAAGGAGAAGCAUCCUUUCCCAUGAUCAGUCUGGACCUGCCCUGGAUCAUCAGAGGAAAUGAAAAAUAUGAGAAGAUACUGAAACAGCUCAUAAAACCCCUGCAACAAGACAAUCAGAGGAAUAAGUCAGUUAUUCUGAAGAAGCCUCAGAGCCUGAAGACCAAGAUCUUGAAGUCUCAGACCCCGACAACUCAGACCUUGAAGACUCAGAACCCAAAGAGUCAGGACCUGCAGCCCAGCGUGCUUGCCUCUGGCACUGUAUCAGACACUCAGCUGCAGAUAAAGAUGAUGAGGAUGCUGAUGGAGAAGGCUGCUCUGGAGCUGCAGCAAAAGCUCACAUCCCAUCCCCUGAAGAGCAGGUUCCCUGACAAGCAGCUGUGCCAGAGUCUUGCCAAAGUUGAGCUGCCCCAGUAUGUCCUGGACAUGGGCCCUGUCCUUAGGGGUUACACUGAGACACGCUCUCUGAAGAUCACCAACCCUGGGCAGAUCCAUGUGUCCUUCAAGGUCGAUGUAUCUGUCCUGCAGGACACAGGUUUCAGCGUGGGCCUGGACCAGAUGAUUUGCCUGCCCCCCAACAACAGCGUGGACUUUGACGUGCGCUUUGAAAGUGCCAACAAGCCUUAUGGUGACGUGGAAGUGCUGCUGCCCAUAGAGGUGACAGAAGGCCCUAUGUACAGCAUCCGCAUCCGUGCCACUGUGUCUGAAGUGUCACUCACCCUCACCAAGAACAGACUGCAGUUCUCUGACAUCCCUGUUGGGCAGUGCCAGGUUGAGACCAUCCAACUCUACAACCGGUUCCCAGAAUCCUGCAAAUGGUUCAUUGCUUCCAACAAGCCUGCUCUGAAGAAUAGUCACCUCAAAUUCAUGACACCAGCCGUACGUCAGAAGCUGCAGGUGCUGGUGGAUGAGCCCUGUCCCUUUGACGUGACGCCCUCCAAAGGAACCCUUGAUCCAGGAAAGUGGCAGGAUCUGCAAAUCCAGUUUACACCCGAGGAGGAGAGGUCUUACAAGAAUGAGCUGGAGUUUAUCAUUUGUGGGAGCAGCAAUCGCUUAAAGCUGCACCUCUCAGGAAAAGGUCUGGAGCCACGGUUGGAGUUCAGACCCCCAGCACUAAAGAUGGGAGGGAUGCUGGUGGACAGCAAUGGGGUGGAGGCCACAGUGGUGGUGAAGAACCCAUGCAACUUCCCCACUGAGUCUCACUCACUGGAUUUUGAUGAGCAGUACCUUGAGGAGGAGAAGAUCCUGCAGAUGUCACUAAGGUCUGAGUACCAAAAGAGCUUUUUUAUGCCUCCACGUGCCAUGGGUGAGACACUGCCUCCAGAGGUGCUGCAGGACCACGAAGCACACAGGAGGCCAAAGGCUCAACAGGCAGAGCUCAAGCCCAUGGCAGAAGCCAAGGCCAGGGCUGAGGCCAAGGCCAUGGGCAAGGCAGCAGCAGAACUGCAGCGAGAGAAAGCUCUGCAGAGGAAAGCAGAAUGUAUCUUACAAAUGGAUGAGGAUGAGUAUGAUGCCCUCCCUAAGGAGAAGAAAGCAGAAGUGGAUAAAAUAAUACUGGAAAGGAAGCGCAUACGGAGGGAAAAGGAGCUGAAGCGGCUGGCUCAAAAGCAGAAGGGGAAAACCAAACCCCCAGAGAAGAAGGAAACCAAGGCUCCAGAGGGGAAGGAAACCAAGGCUCCAGAGAGGAAGGAAACCAUGAUCCCAGAGAAGAAAAACAAACCUCCAGAAAAGAAGGAAACCAAACCCCCAGAGAAGAAGGAGAUGAAAAUCCUAAAGAAGGCAACCGAACCCCCAGAGAAGAAAAACAAACCUCCAGAAAAGGAAACUAAAUCCCCAGAGAGAAAGGCAACCAAAAUCCCAGAGAAGGAAACCAAAGCUCCAAAGAAGGGGGAAGCAAAAGCCCCAGAGAAGGGGGAACCCAAAACCUCAAAGAAGGAUGAAACCAAAGCCCCAGAGAAGGGGGGAACCAAAGCCCAAAAGAAGGGGAGAACCAAAGCCCCAAAGAAGGGAGAAACUGAAAUCCCAGAGGACGCAGCUGAGAUGGAGAACUUGAUCCAGAGGUUUCAGAUCUAUGAGUCAUUGCAGCAGAAUUUCUCCUACUGGAACAGAGUUCAGGGUACUGUGCAGAUACCUGUGAUCCAAAAGGGAAACAAGUUCCAGCAUGCAGCUGGAAACAAAGGUCAGAAGACCAAUAAGCCUCAGGAGAAGCUGACUCCCUCUGCGUUCCAGAAGGAGAUGUCUCUGAGCACCAAGCAGAGGCUGGCCAGAGCUAAGAAGCUGAGGCUGCCUCAGGCUGUCCAGCCUCAAGACAAGCCUGGGACCUCCCAUCACAAGUUCUCAGCAGCUGACCCAGAGCAGAGCUCAAUUCAGCCUUGCCCACCAGAGGUGGUGUUCCAGAACUACAGCCCCAAUGAGGUCUGUGAAGUGCCGCUGGUUCUGAGGAACAGGGACAAGGUUCCUCACUUGGUGAAGGUCACCAUGAAGAGCUCACCUUAUUUCCAGCUGGUGGGCCCCAAUGACGCGUGCCGCAAGGUGCCACCGGGCCUCUACAUGACUGUCCACAUCCUCUUCACCCCUGGGCAGAAAAAGGAUUAUUCCUAUGAGCUCACCUGCACCACUGAAAGGGAAGAGUUCAUUGUGCCAAUCCGGGCCAUUGGUCCCCGAGCCAUCCUGGACUUCCCUGCCCAGGUGGACUUCUCCGAGUGUCCGGUCAAGCACAGCACCCAGAAGACUCUGCUGGUUCGCAAUGUCGGUAACCGGACAGCUCAUUACCAGCUGAGCACCCAGAGCCCUUUCUCUGUCAUUCCGACCACGGGAGCUCUGGAUGUUGGUGACGCUGUGCAGGUGGCAGUGGAAUUUCAGCCACUGAAGACUGGUGACCAUUCCGGGUUCCUUGUUGUGCACUACGACACAGGUGAAGACACCCACACAAGCCUUCAUGGAAGAGCUGUGGAGGCCCCAAUCGGGCUGGACAGGAACACUGUGACCCUGGAGAAGACGUACAUCAGCAUGUCAAACAGCGCAACUGUGCUCAUCCACAACCGCAGUGAUAUCACAGCCCGCUUCCAGUGGAAGGCUGUUGCUACUCAGGAACAGGAGGAUCAGCUGAGGCUGAGGCAGUAUCACAGGAUAUAUCAGCAGCAAAGGCAGAAGUUGUAUGGUUUUCUGAAGGAGCGUGAACUGGACAUCACUUGCCGAGAACGCCUUGCUCUUCUCAACCACACCUUCCAGAGUGAGAUAGCAAAGAUCAGAGGGGAUCCCAUGCUGUUAGACAAUGACAUUUUCUCCCUUCAGCCGAAGGAGGGUGAGAUCAGGCCGAACUGCUCUGCUGAAAUCAGCGUGUUCUUCACGCCCCAGGCAGCCCAGGUGUACGAGCGAACAGUUUACUGCGACAUCUCGGGCCGUGAGAACAGGCUGCCCCUGCUCCUCACAGGGGAAGGCCUUGGGCCCCAGGUCCAUUUCCACUUUGAGGAAAUGAACAUCAGGGAGGUUUCUGUCAGAGUAACCCACAGAUAUGAGGCAUACCUGAUCAACAAUGGGCCUAUUGAGGCUCCCUUCAAGCUCAUCCCUCCAACCACAGCCAUGGGCUCCUGCUUCACCUUCCUGCCCCAGGAGGGCAUCGUGGCACCAGAGAAGCUCCAGGUCAUCCGGGUCUCCUUCUGUCCCACCAUCCGGGGGGAGUUUGAGGAAGAAUUCCACUUCCAUGUGACCGAAUCCCCUAAGCCUGUGACCUUCACUGUCAGGGGCUCUGUGAUGGGACCCACUUUCCAUUUUGAUGUGCCUGCCCUGCACUUCGGUGACGUUGCCUUUGGUUUUCCUCGCACCUUGAAGUGUUGCCUGUUUAACACCUCCCUAACACCCAUGGGCUUCUUCCUCUACGUUCCUGGGGAUGGCGUGGGACUGCCCAGUAUUGACAGCUCUACUCAGAUAGUCAAACCCAGCAGCCAGGCUUGGAGGAGGGCAGCUCAAGUUGUGAGGAAGCCAAGGGAAUUUACCAUAAGUCCCUGCAGCGGGACCGUCCAUGCCCUGGGAUCCCAGGAUAUCAAGGUCACCCUGUGUCCCAACACUGUUGGGGAGUACAAGCUGGAGCUGGUGCUGGACGCGGAAGAUGUCGGCAAGAAGGCGUUUGCACUGCCCCUCACAGCCAGGUGCAUCGUUCCUUCAUUGCAAGUGCUCAACCCUGUCCUGGAACUGGGGCACUGCUGCUUGAAGGUCCGUUAUGAUGAGAAGGUGACCCUGGUGAAUGACAGCGACUUUCCUGCCUCCUACUGUGUUCUCACUCAGGAACACAAGAAGGAGGCUGCUCUGUGGUACUUCAGCCCUACACCCUCUGGCAUUAUCGAGGCUCACAGCUCGGUGGAGAUCCCAAUUGAACUCGAGGCCCAGUUGCUGGGACAGUGCAAGAUCACUGCUAAGCUGGCCGUGUUUGGGAGCGAAUCCCCACUGGAGAUCCGUCUGGAGUGCGUUUGCCAGGGCCCCGUUGUCUAUGUCCAUCCCAGGGAGAUAAACUUCGGCUCUAUCCCAGUCCUAGAAGAUCGUUCCAAAACUCUCCACCUUGCCAAUCAGUGUGAGAUUCCUGCAACCUUCCAGGUGGAGAUGGCUGGGAAACGUUCCUGCUGGAGGAUUGAGCCCAGCAAAGGAGUGGUCCCCCCUAAUUCUGAGGUGUCUGUGGCUGUCAUAGCAAACCUGAAUGACACAGUGAAAUUCCAGGAGAAGGUGAAGGUGUUCAUUCAGAACAACCCUGUGACCAUCAUCUCUCUCCAGGCUGUGGGCAUUGGCACCACAGUUGUCACAGACAAACCUCUCGUUCCGAAGCUCGACUUGAAGUCCUGCUUCAGCUUCAGUCCCUGCUUUUACCACUUCCAGCUGACCAACAGAGGCCGCCGCACGCAGCGGCUGUACUGGAGCACAGAAGGGUUCCGCACCUUCCGCCGCAGCUCCCGGGCCCCUGCCCCCGCUGCCACCAAGGGCCGAGGGGCUGCCCCCAUCCCCAGGCCUGGCAGCCCCGUGUUCAAGGUGCGGCCAGUGCAGGUGGACCUGAGGCCGGGCCAGACUGUGGACAUGGUGCUGGAAGGCUGCUCCAGCACUGUCCAGGAGGUGAAGGAGCGGCUGCUGUGUCACGCUGUGGUGGGGAAAGAGAUAACAAAGAAACAGAUCCUGCAAGUGGAUGUCAUCUGCAACUUCAUUUGCCCUGGAGUGCAAAUGUCCCCCAGAGCCAUCGCUUUCCGUGUGGAAAAGGGGAAGGAGGUCUAUGGCACUUGA
Molecule: messenger RNA, 5757 nt
Organism: Agelaius phoeniceus (red-winged blackbird)
Lineage: Eukaryota; Metazoa; Chordata; Aves; Passeriformes; Icteridae
Source: RefSeq, a predicted model, not a curated record